Sinocyclocheilus grahami is the source of this 2295-nucleotide messenger RNA. RefSeq names its product toll-like receptor 13. Gene Ontology annotation, molecular function: protein binding; signaling receptor activity. Gene Ontology annotation, cellular component: plasma membrane. The transcript has a single exon. The coding region runs from base 94 to 2295 and encodes 733 amino acids. Gene Ontology annotation, biological process: inflammatory response; toll-like receptor signaling pathway. NCBI's taxonomy places the organism in Eukaryota, Metazoa, Chordata, Actinopteri, Cypriniformes, Cyprinidae. The record is from RefSeq and is a predicted model, not a curated record.
AGGUGCUGCUCACACUGAGUGAAGAACCUCAUAGUGUUGGACUUUGAUGAAGGCAGUCAGUGGGAGUUCCAUUUUAAAGUGGAAUUGAAAAAUAUGGCAGAUUCAGCACGUCGUGAACUGAUCAUAAAGGCAAUAUUCAUCUGCCUUCUUAAACUUGUUUUCAGCUACAGUUUCAGGAGUUGCACAGAGAUCCCUGAUUCUAACCAUAAAAUCUUCAGAUGCAUUAAAUGUCAUGAAACAGACAUAACUACAGUUGUGAGCGAUGUAUUUCACACUGCAACAAACCUUACAGUUUCUCGGAAUAACAUUGCAUACAUUCAAGGCCAAAGCUUCCAUCAUCUGUCCAAUCUGACUUCUCUGGUACUAGACGCUAACCAUAUUGUUAACAUCCACAAAGAUGCUUUUAGUAACCUGCAAAAACUUCAGACUUUAAACCUGUCCUGCAAUUACAUAUCAUCUCUCCACCGUGAUGUCUUCAGUGACUUACAUAAUCUCACAGAGCUGCUCCUGGGAAACAAUAAUCUCACUAAUAUUGAUAUGUUCCUGUUUUCUAAUUUGACAAACCUCAAGAUUCUUGACCUACGCAGGAACCACCUGAAAAACUUUUCAGCUUUGGUUGAAUGUAUAACAAACCUGUCCAGCUUGAUACAACUGGAUCUUUCUUUUAACAAGCUAACCACCCUGCAUCACUCCACCCGUCUGCCAAACUCGCUUGCCAAACUCUACCUCAGCGAUAAUAAACUACACAAACUGGGAUGUGACAAGUCUUUCCUAAAGUAUGUGAAAGUUCUAGAUUUAUCAGACAACACAUUACUGUCAUCCAAGACUUUUCAGGGCCUGAAUCUGGAGUAUAUAAAGUAUCUGCGCUUGCGCUUUACCAAAGUCUCUGCUAGGAAGCUUCUUAAUUAUACCAAUAUACAACCAAGGCACAUCGACUUCUCUGGUUUGAAUCUGAAAGAUCAUGCACUGACUUCGCUGUGUUUUCAUCUGCAUGAUCAUCAAAUACCUAAAAUGAUACUCCAGAGCAAUGCCAUCAGAGUUCUAAACAAAAACACAUUUUGUAAUUGCUCUAAUAUCACUGAUGUAAUGGACCUCUCACGGAACAAUAUGAAAACCACAGGCUGCUUGCAGUUUCUGCACUGUCAGAAACAACUGGAAACUCUCAAGAUUGAACAUAACCAUCUGACCAAUCUAAUGUCCUGCAAAAAAUGUGAAAAGGUCUACAGCUUGAAAAGCCUGAGCUAUCGAUACAAUCGUAUUCUACAGGUUAAUGGUUAUGCCUUCAGUAAUACACCAAAAUUAACAAACCUUGAGCUAAACAUAAACAUAAUUGCCUAUUUGGACCAUAAAGCCUUAAGUGGACUCAAAGAUCUCAACACACUUCGUCUCGACAACAAUCUUUUGACCGAUAUCUACAAUGACACCUUUGAAGAUCUUACCAGCCUGAAAACUCUCAACCUGCGCAACAACCAAAUAGCUGUGAUUUUCAACUAUACCUUUCAAAAUCUGUCAAAUUUAACGAUUUUAGAUUUAGGGGGGAACAAGAUCACGCAGAUGAAGCCACAUGCAUUUGAUGGGCUGGAAAGCUUGGCCAAUCUGUAUUUAGAUAGAAAUCGUCUGAAAGUGAUUGACCGCAUGCUCUUUGGAAAACUUCAUGCCACCCUGCAGGUGCUGGAUUUACAGGCUAACCACAUCAUGUACUUUACAGAACAUACAUACUCACCAUUUAUAAAUAUGUCAAGGCUUCUUGAUCUGAAACUUGAUGCACAGGAACCAAAUGGCAUAAACUUGUUGCCACGUGCAUUUUUCCGUGGUCUAACUUCUCUGAAAAGACUUUACCUCUCUAACAACCAUAUCAUUGGAUUCGGUGCCGAAACAUUUGAUGACCUGAAAUGCUUGGAGUUCUUAACUCUGGACAACUCAUGUGUUGGGAUCGCCCAGCUCAAACCUGGUAUUUUCAAAAACCUUCGAAAAUUAAAUAUUUUAUCCACUGAGAACAUGGGCAUUACAUCAUUUUCUAAAGAGGUCUUUGGAAAUCUCACAGGACUGAAGCAACUACAUCUCAAUCGCAAUGCCAUGAUGUCUUUGGACAUCAGUUUACUGGACAAUCUGACCAAUCUAACAUACGUUGACUUGCGCAGCUGUCCUCUCAGUUGUGGCUGCCAGAAUAGUGAACUACAGAACUGGACCUUAAGCAGUAAGAGACUCCAGUUUCCUUAUCUUUUCAAUAUUACAUGCCAAGACCAUCCAGGCUCGUUUUUUUCAGUUUACUACAAUAUAUUUUACCAAAUAUAA